AUGAAAUCCGGAUCCAACACGUUGAUGUGGUUCAGGAAGGGUCUUCGGAUCCACGAUAACCCAGCCCUCGAGUACGCUGCCAAAAGCUCUACCUACGUCUACCCGAUUUUCGUCAUCGACCCACAUUACAUGAAGCCCGACCCGGAUGCAUUCUCCCCCGGUUCGAAGCUUGCAGGGUUGAACCGCAUCCGAUUCCUGCUCGAAAGCCUACUUGAUCUGGACUCCAGUCUAAAGAAGUUCGGUUCACGAUUGCUGGUGUUACAUGGCGAACCUAGCGAUGUUGUGAUUCGUUGUUUAAAGGAGUGGGACGUAAAAAGGUUGUGCUUUGAGUAUGAUACUGACCCAUAUUAUCAAGCUUUAGAUGGUAAAGUCACAAACUAUGCUUCUGAGAGUGGCAUAGAGAUAUUCUCUCCAGUCAGUCAUACACUGUUUCAUCCUGCAGAGAUCAUCCAGAAGAAUGGAGGAAAGCCGCCACUAAGUUACCAAUCGUUUCUUAAACUUGCUGGAGACCCUCAUUGGUCAUCUUCUCCACUCUGUACCACACUCCCCAUGAUUCCUCCCAUUGGGGAUACUCGGAAUUGUGAGGUUUCUGAAGUUCCAACGGUUAAACAACUUGGGUAUGGAGACAUUCAGGAGGAAUUGUCUCUAUUUAAAGGCGGUGAAUCUGAAGCACUGAGGAGGCUAAAAGAAUCAACUAAUGAUAAGGAAUGGGUUGCAAAAUUUGAGAAACCAAAGGGUGAUCCAUCUGCAUUUAUAAAGCCUGCAACAACAAUGCUAUCCCCCUACUUAAAAUUUGGUUGUCUAUCUUCCAGGUACUUCUACCAGUGCAUUCAAGAGGUUCAAAAAGAGGUCAAAAACCACACCUCUCCACCAACUUCCCUUAUUGGGCAGUUGUUAUGGCGAGAUUUCUUCUACACUGUUGGUUUUGGAACUCCUAAUUUUGAUUCCAUGAGGGGUAAUAUGAUUUGCAAACAGAUACCUUGGAAUGAUGAUGACGAACUGCUAGCGGCAUGGAGGGAUGCUCGGACGGGAUUUCCUUGGAUUGAUGCCAUCAUGGUCCAGCUUCGGAAAUGGGGUUGGAUUCACCAUUUGGCACGUCAUUCUGUUGCAUGUUUUCUAACUCGUGGAGAUCUGUUCGUUCACUGGGAAAAAGGGCGUAAUGUUUUUGAGAGACUCCUUAUAGAUUCAGAUUGGGCGAUUAACAACGGAAAUUGGUUAUGGCUCUCCUGUUCGUCGUUUUUCUAUCAGUAUAAUCGUAUCUAUUCUCCGAUCUCAUUUGGGAAGAAAUACGAUCCUAGUGGUGCAUAUAUCCGGCAUUUCCUUCCCGUUCUAAAAGACAUGCCCAAGGAGUAUAUUUACGAGCCGUGGACAGCUCCGUUAAGCAUUCAAACAAAAGCAAAGUGUAUCGUCGGAAAAGACUAUCCAAAACCAGUAAUUUCUCAUGAAGCUGCAAGCAAAGAUUGCAAGAGGAAGUUGGCUGCAGCUUACGAGCUGAACAAGAAAACAAAGGGUAUGGAAAGAUUCUUGGUAUUUGAAAUACCGGGGGCGAACCUACUCAAGGGCAUACGGUGA
Cynara cardunculus var. scolymus (artichoke) is the source of this 1572-nucleotide messenger RNA. Its product is annotated as (6-4)DNA photolyase. Gene Ontology annotation, biological process: circadian regulation of gene expression; entrainment of circadian clock by photoperiod. Gene Ontology annotation, molecular function: DNA binding; FAD binding. Bases 1 to 1572 code for a protein of 523 amino acids. Lineage: Eukaryota; Viridiplantae; Streptophyta; Magnoliopsida; Asterales; Asteraceae. The record is from RefSeq and is a predicted model, not a curated record. Gene Ontology annotation, cellular component: cytoplasm; nucleus. The transcript has 14 exons.